This is a messenger RNA of Hermetia illucens (black soldier fly), 1113 nucleotides long. RefSeq lists its product as uncharacterized. The transcript is spliced from 3 exons. Gene Ontology annotation, biological process: RNA processing. The record is from RefSeq and is a predicted model, not a curated record. NCBI's taxonomy places the organism in Eukaryota, Metazoa, Arthropoda, Insecta, Diptera, Stratiomyidae. Bases 46 to 921 code for a protein of 291 amino acids.
GUCUUUCUGCACUUCAUCCAUCGCUGUCAAAAGUAACAAAACAGAAUGUCAGCUGUAAACAAAGUAAAUUUUCUGCUGCAGGCAGCCAGCAUAUUUCCCCCAAAUGGACACGCAAAUCAACUACUUAAAUCUCAUUAUCUGUCAACAUCGCGUGAAGUGGCGCAAAAAGAAUUAGAGUUACCAAAAAAGGAAUUCGGCGAGACGAGGAUGUGUCAGAAGUGCUCAUCGAUUUGGUUGGAUGGCAAUUUGAAAUUGCAUAUCAAAUCGAAGAAGUUGCGGAGGCCAAAGCAAAAAAAGUUGGUUACUAGGGCGGAGGCGGGCGACGUGCUCACCAGACAGCAAAAAUCCAAGGCCAAGUGGCUCAAGAAAAAUUCACUGAGCAGGGUGGAAAUCACCUGUUUAUUGUGCAAACAUAAAACAAAAUUACAUCUUGACAAACCCAAAGUAUCAAAAGACUCCACUCCACUACCAUCUGCGCCACCAUCCACGCAGGAAACUUUAGAUUCGUCAUCAUCGUCUUCACUAAGGAAACCAACCAAAAAGAGAAAGAAAGAUAAAUUUGCAGGACUUAAUCCCAGUGCAUUCAAUCAGGCAUCAACUAGUAGUAGCAAUUCAUCUAAUCCUAGUGCAGUCAUAUCCAACAAACUAACACCUUGCACGUCGUCUUCAAAUACUUCUCAAAAUCCUGCAAAAUCAUCUUCAAAGUCAUCGAAGAAAUUGAAAAAAUCUGAUAAUAAGAUUCUUCCACUGUCGAAUAGCAUCAAAAAGGCCAAAAAUAAGAAAGGAAACGUUCAAAAUCCACCGAAACAGGUAUCGAAAACGCAACAGAAGAAUACGUUACUGCAACUGGCGCAACUUUUAAAAUCGGGCGCCAGUUUAUCGAAUAAAAAACCGAAUCCUUUAGAAAAUUUAUUACGAUAGUGUUCGAUCUAUUUGGAAAAGAUCUAAAUCGAGUUUAUCAAUCGCUUUUAAAGAGUAGACUAUACAAAACAAUAGAACGAUGUAAAUACACUUCCAGAAUUAAGUAAAAUACUAAAAAAGUUCAAUCUAUUAUCUAUAAAUGUUGAUCAUCGUGUGUUUCUGAAUCAUGUAAUAAAUAAAUCGUAUAAAUAA